GAAAGACCGAAUGACAAUAUAGAAUUAGAGUGGAAAACGAAAUUGAUUAGGCAAGUACUUUACGCUGAUUAAUUUGAUAAUUUUAUAAUAUUUACAUAUAUGAUUCUAAGUGUAGGUCAUGUAUGUGAAUUUUAACAUUCCGUAUCCGUAUUCUCUAUUUUUAAAUUGAUGUUUUUCCGUAUCCGUUUCAGUACCCGUCUCAACCAAAGCACCCUAAGAGAAGUGGGCUUUGCGUUGGGCUUACUCCCUCAACACUCACCUUCCUGUGAUCAUGGCAAUUGAUCUGUAACUAAAACCCAGAAAUCCUCCCAAAACCUAACAACUUUCUCUCUCCUCCUUCUUCGUGUUCCUCUUCUUCACCUCUCAAACAUAUUAGUCGUGGCCUUAUUAAAUCUCCAUUCUUCCAAAGAUCAACAUUUCAAGCUCAAAUUAAUUAAUAUAAACAAGAAAUUUUCAAUAUGAAUUUAAUCUAAUGCAAACAAAUACUCAUUUCUGUUGCAUUUAUACAGUUGAAUCAUCCAAUCUUUGUUCUUCAAAUGCGUUCUCUUAUGGAUUUGAGAAGACUUUCCACCAUUAAACCCACCUUCUUCUUCUCCUCCUUUCGCCGACCACUUCGCUCAGUUUCUCCGCCAUUUUCGCCGCCUCAAGAUCAACCCCAGAAACUUGAUGAGAGUUAUGUCAAGUGGGUUUCUUCUGUUUUGUCAAACCCAUCUCUGGAAUCUUCUAAAUGUAAAGAAAUUCUAACUCUUGUAUCCCCUUCUCAAUUUGAUCGUGUUUUUACUGAAAUUAAGUCAUUGGUUAAUCCCAAAACAGUGUUGCAAUUCUUUUAUUAUGGGAUUGAUUCAUGUAGGUAUUCUUUUAGUGUUAAAUCCUAUUGUGAAUUGAUUCGUUUGCUUGUUGGGUCGAAUUUUAGUGAUUCUGCUAGGUUGUUGUUGAUUCGUUUGAUUGAUGGGAAAGUUCCUACUGUUUUUGAGAAAUAUAGUGAUAGACAUAUUGAGAUUGCUGUUGCAUUGGUUGAUUUGAAUCUCGAGUUGGAGAAGUCAGUUGGGAAUCGAACGUUUGAUUUGUUGGUUCAUGUUUAUUGCACCCAGAUUAAGAAUGCCGGUUAUGGGUUGGCUUUCGACGUUUUUAAGGUGAUGGCUCAGAGGGAAGCUUUUCCGUCUUUGAAGACGUGUAAUGUCCUUUUGAGCUCGCUGGUUAAGGCUGGCGAGGUUGAAAGGAGUUACGAGGCGUUUGAGAUCAUGCGGAAAGGAGUUGUGCCUGAUGUUUAUCUGUUUAGCACGGCUAUUAAUUCGUAUUUCAAAGGUGGGAGGGUUAAGGAUGGGAUGGAGUUGUUUAUGGAGAUGGAGGAGGUAGGGAUUUCACCUAGUGUUGCGACUUACAACAAUGUUAUUCAUGGACUUUGUAGGUGUGGUGGUUUAGAUGAGGCAUUUCAAUUCAAAGAGAGGAUGGUUAGGAAUGGUAUGAUGCCUGACGUUGUAACUUAUGGAGGUCUUAUUAAUGGCUUGGUUAAGUUUGGGAAGUUUGACGAAGCGAAUCACUUGCUACAGGAAAUGCCAGAGAAGGGUUUGGUUGCUAAUGAAAUUGUUUAUAACUCAUUGAUUAAUGGGUAUUGUAGAGUAGGAAAAGUUGGGGAGGCAUUGAGUUUAAAAGAUUCUAUGUUGUCAAGGGGGAUUAGUCCAAAUUCAUCAACCUUUAAUUCACUUCUUCAUGGCUUUUGUCAGUGUAAUAUGGCAGAGCAGGCUCAAUCUCUAUUGGAGGAGAUGUUGUCUAGAGGGUUAUCGGUACAGUUAGGGGCCUUUAAUUCUGUCAUCCGCUGUAUUGGUAUGAAUGGUACAUUGGAUUCUGUUUUGUGUAUCAUCGAAGAGAUGCUAUCGAGAAACUUAAGGCCUAGUGAUGCCCUGCUUACUACAAUUAUGGUUAGAAAUUGUAAAGAGGGUAAACAUACACAGGCUGUUGAAUUUUGGUUUAGACUUGUGGAGAAAGGGUUUACACCAAAUAUAGUGACUUCAAACGCUUUAAUUCAUGGACUUUGUGAAGCUGGUAUCAUGCAUGAGUCUGCUAGGCUUCUCAAGGAAAUGAUAAAAAGGGGUUUUAAAUUGGAUAGAAUCACAUACAAUACCCUCAUCUCAGGCUGUUGUAAAAAUGGAAAAUUGGAGGAAGCUUUUAAUUUGAGAAAUGAGAUGGAAAAGCGUGGUAUACAACCAGAUAUUCAUAUGUACAACAUUCUUCUGCAUGGACUGUGUAAUGCCAAUAAAAUUGAUGAAGCCAUGAAGCUCUGGGAGGAGUGCAAAACAAGUGGAAUGGUUGCAAAUGUUCAUACAUAUGCUGUUAUGAUCAAUGGGUAUGCCAAGGCUGGAAAGAUUGAAGAGGCAGUUAGACUUUUCGAUAAGCUGCUUGCUCAGAAAUUAGAGCUAAACUCGGUUGUUUAUAAUUCACUUAUUUCUGCAUAUUGUAGAGCAAACAAUAUGGUCAAUGCUUUUCAACUUCGUGAUGACAUGAAAGGCAAAGGCAUUGCGCCAACUUCUGUCACAUAUUCCUGUCUUAUAGAUGGACUGGCUAACACAGGUAGUGUUGAUCAAGCUAGGAACCUUCUUGAAGAAAUGAGCAAGGAAGGUCUGAAUCCUGAUGUAUACUGCUAUACUGCCUUAAUGGGUGGUUACUGUAAGCUUGGUCAGAUGGAUAAUGUGGAGGCUAUCUUGCAAGAGAUGUGCAUGAAUGGCAUAAUUCCAAAUAAAAUCACCUAUACAAUCAUGAUAGAUGGGUAUUCUAAAAUGGGUGAUGCCGAAAAGGCAGCUAAGCUUUUGGAGAAAAUGGUUCGUGAUGGAAUUAUUCCUGAUAACGUUACAUAUAAUGCUCUUACUAGUGGUUUGUGCAAGGAAGGAAAGAUAGGAGAAGCAUUUAUGCUGACUGAUACUAUGACACAACAGGGAGUUCCUAUGGAUGAUGUAACAUAUACAACCUUGAUUCAUGGGUUGGCACAGCCAAUGGCAUUUACAAACCAAGACUGAUCAAGAUGAUUUCUGAAAAUCUUAAAUGGUAGAUCACUUGAGAGUUGAGAGAACAGUCUCAUUGCUGUGUCUCUUGGCCCUGGCAAACCUUCAAUUAGUGAAGCUCUUUCUUGAUUAGACUUGUUGUUGCUGCGGUGAAAGGUAUUUGUGAAGAGUUCCUAUUUUCCACACUCCCCAAAACCUUGCCUCAGAUGGAAGGCUCGCUCCAAAGCCUUUGUAACUGUUCUAGGAGAUUUUGGUUCUGACUUUCUCUGUAUACAGGAAUUAGAUGAGUAUGAUAGCUUUUAUAGCGGCAAUGUGGAAUGACUUCAAUACUCAAGCAUCUAUUUCCAAAGGAAUGGCCAAAACCGUGAUGGUUGUGGAAUCUUUUACAAGCUGG
This is a messenger RNA of Chenopodium quinoa (quinoa), 3390 nucleotides long. RefSeq names its product pentatricopeptide repeat-containing protein At4g19440, chloroplastic-like. Gene Ontology annotation, molecular function: protein binding. The record is from RefSeq and is a predicted model, not a curated record. The coding region runs from base 537 to 3011 and encodes 824 amino acids. NCBI's taxonomy places the organism in Eukaryota, Viridiplantae, Streptophyta, Magnoliopsida, Caryophyllales, Amaranthaceae. The transcript has 5 exons.